AUGCGUUCCUUGUCGUCCGUUGCGGUUCUGUCCGCCAUAGGAGCAGCCUCCGCUCAAUUUGUGACUAGCUCGACGCCGGCGUCAACUUUCUCGACUGCUGUUUCUUCGGCGGUAUCUCCGACUUCGUCUACCCCCUUAGGCUCUUCCGCUGCCAGCAGCUCUUUUGCCAAGGUGGAUGGUCUUGGCUUCAAUAUUGACGGGGAGUCCAAGUACUUCGCUGGCACAAACUCGUAUUGGCUGCCAUUCCAGACCAACAAUGUGGAUGUUGACUCUGUCUUCAAGCAUCUGCAAGAGAGUGGUCUCAAGAUUCUGCGAAUUUGGGGUUUCAAUGAUGUCAACCAAGUCCCGGAGGCCGGGACUGUCUACUUCCAGCUCCAUGAUAAGACAACCGGUACUAGUACCAUCAACACUGGCACCGAUGGUCUCCAGCGUCUUGAUUACGCUGUGUCUGCUGCCGAAAAGUACGGCAUUAAGCUUAUCAUCCCCUUUGUGAAUUAUUGGGAUGAUUAUGGUGGCAUGAAUGCGUAUGUUACUGCCUACGGUGGCAGUAAGACUGAAUGGUACACCGAUGAGAAGAUGCAGAGUGUGUACCAGACAUACAUCAAGGCUGUUGUCUCACGCUACAGUGAUUCCCCUGCCAUCUUUGCGUGGGAGUUGGCUAAUGAGCCUCGCUGUGCGGGCUGCCAAACCGAUGUCAUCGCCAACUGGGUAGCCAAGACUUCCUCCUACAUCAAAUCCCUCGAUUCCAACCACAUGGUCACCACCGGUGAAGAGGGCAUGGGCCUAACUGUCGGAUCGGAUGGCUCUUACCCUUACACCGAAACCGAAGGCAACGACUUUGCCAAGAACCUUGCGGCCCCUGAUAUUGACUUCGGAGUUUUCCACCUCUACGUGGCCGACUGGGGUAUCACCGACAAUGCUUGGGGCAAUGACUGGAUCCAGUCCCACGCCAAAGUUUGCGAGGCUGCUGGAAAGCCUUGCAUAUUCGAGGAAUAUGGCAUCAAGAAUGACCACUGCUCCGCCUCGCUGCAGUGGCAAAAGACCGCUCUGGCUACCUCCGGCAACGCUGCUGAUCUCUUCUGGCAGUAUGGCGAGCAGCUGUCCACUGGUCCCUCCCCAGAUGACAAUUAUACCAUCUACUAUGAAAGUGAAGACUGGAAGUGCGCUGUCACUGACCAUGUUAGUCAGAUUUAA
Penicillium vulpinum is the source of this 1194-nucleotide messenger RNA. It is a transcript of the gene manF, whose product is annotated as putative endo-1,4-beta-mannosidase. The coding region runs from base 1 to 1194 and encodes 397 amino acids. The record is from RefSeq and is a predicted model, not a curated record. The transcript has 3 exons. Gene Ontology annotation, molecular function: hydrolase activity, hydrolyzing O-glycosyl compounds. Lineage: Eukaryota; Fungi; Ascomycota; Eurotiomycetes; Eurotiales; Aspergillaceae.